This is a messenger RNA of Antechinus flavipes (yellow-footed antechinus), 3515 nucleotides long. RefSeq lists its product as uncharacterized. The record is from RefSeq and is a predicted model, not a curated record. NCBI's taxonomy places the organism in Eukaryota, Metazoa, Chordata, Mammalia, Dasyuromorphia, Dasyuridae. The coding region runs from base 912 to 3515 and encodes 867 amino acids. The transcript has 4 exons.
AAGAUACCAGAAAAAAAUGAUGAGGAAUGUUGGAGGGGAUGUGGGAAAACCAGGACACUGAUGCAUUGUUGGUGGAGUUGUGAACGAAUCCAACCAUUCUGGAGAGCAGUCUGGAAUUAUGCCCAAAAGUUGUCAAACUGUGCAUACCUUUUGAUCGGGCACUGCUACUUCUGGGCUUAUAUCCCAAAGAGAUACUGAAGAUGGGAAAGGGACCUGUAUGUGCCAAAAUGUUUGUGGCAGCCCUGUUUGUAGUGGCUAGAAACUGGAAAAUGAAUGGAUACACAUCAACUGGAGAAUGGUUGGGUAAAUUGUGGUAUAUGGAUAUUAUGGAACAUUAUUGUUCUGUAAGAAAUGACCAGUAGGAUGAAUACAGAGAGGCUUGGAGAGACUUAAAUGAACUGUUGCUGAGUGAAAUGAGCAGAUCCAGGAGAUCAUAAUACACUUCAACCACCAUACUGUAUGAGGAUGUAUUCUGAUGGAAGUGGAUUUCUUUGACAAAGAGAUCUAACUCAGUUUCAAUUGAUGAAUGAUGGACAGAAGCAGCUACACCCAAAGAAAGAACACUGGGAAAUGAAUGUAAACUGUUUGCAUUUUUGUUUUUCUUCCCGGGUUAUUUUUACCUUCUGAAUCCAAUUCUCCCUGUGCAACAAGAGAACUGUUUGGUUCUGCACACAUAUAUUGUAUCUGGCAUAUACUGUGACAUGUUUAACAUGUAUAGGACUGCCUUGCCAUCUGGGGGAGGGGGUGGAGGAAGAGAGGGGAAAAGUCUGAACAGAAGCCAGUGCAAGGGAUAAUGUUGUAAAAACUUAGCCAGGCAUGGGUUCUGUCAAUAAAAAGUUAACUAUUUUUAAAAGAAUAAUAAUAAAAAUAAAUAAAUAAUAAAGAAAGAAAGAAAGAAAGAAGUCUCUAAAAUGAAGGCUCGCCCUCCCCCUGUCCUCCUCUCGGGAUCCCAUUCCUCCCCAUCCCCCUCUGUGCCCUUUUUCUGGUCCCGACGCGGAAGGAGACAAGAGGCUACGUGGGCGUCCUUGACAGCCAGGGAUAUAAGUACCGGCCCCAGACCUCCUGGAGCUUCAGAAGGCACUUGGAGCAGCUGGUGGAGGAAGCAGAGCGAGUCCGUCCGCCAUCGGUCAGAGUGUCUGCGCUUUCUAGGCUCGAAUUACUACGUAAGUUUUUUUUUUCUUUCUUUCUGUAUCUUUGCGGUGAUGAAGGGUCCCCCUGAGCGCCGGUUUAUUGUCCCAAUGUUCUCUAGGCCCCAGCGCCGGAAACUCUUCCAAUCCAGGGCCGCCAAUGGAAGCGAGCUCCCGAUUGUUGAGGGCUCUCCCCUGUGUGCGGCAGCAGGGGGGCCUGGGGACAGCUCCUUGGCUACCUCGGCCCCGAACCGGGGCCACCCGGGCUCCCUGCCUCCCGCCCCGAACGGGGAGCAGGGAAACCGCAAGGUUGUGAAGGAGAAAGGGAAAGGGGACCAGGGAAAGGCCGAGUCCUCCCGGAGGCUGAAUGCCCGCCAUGUCUCCUUGGAAGGAGAGCGUCCCCCGCUCCUUCCCUUGGAAAACCCUGCCAGCAAAGCGGUGCAGGGCCGCCUUGUGCCGCUGUGGCCCGAGGCUCUGCCGGGAAGCACCUCCGGGCCCAGGGAAGGCCAUCUAGCAAAGGAUGGCCCACUAGGGGGGCAAGAGUUAGGAGAGAAUGGGAGGAGGCCCCCUGCCAGUCUUACCGAGGACAAGCAACUGGGAGAGGACUUGCACCUGGCCCUUCCCUCUUCUCCCUCCAGGGAAGUGGGGCAGCGGAAAGGCUCCAGAGCCGCCAACGCCAGUUUUUCCAACAUGGACAAAGGGGUGCGGACGCGUCCCAAGCUGAGCGGCGGCAAGAAGCUGCCAGCGACAACGGGGUGUAAAGCGGCCCUCCCGAGGGGGAAGCGCCCCGAGACCCAUCCCGAGGCCGGCCAAGAGACCUGGAUAAAAGACCUGGACUCCCUGCGCAGGCGCAUGCUGCAGGAGAUCCCAGAGCUUCAGGCUUUGGGGAAGCAGGAGGAGGAUGUGGCCGCUGCAAUCGGAACCCGCCAGGGCAUUGCCAAGAUCCAAGAGCAUCUGGCAGCCCCAGCGGGAGCCUCGGCAAUAGCCCCGGUUGCCUUGCGCCUCCCCCCUCUCCUUUGUCUCUCGUGGAAGGUGGAAAAACCCAAAGGCCUGAGAGCCCCCAAGGAAAGCACGGACCAAAGGGACAGAGGGUCACGGCUGCCGCGUAAGUGCAGUCCAGGGAAGAAGCCCCCUGGGCUUUCAGCCCAGGCAGGGCACAAAACGGCCAUUCCGGACAAGACGCGCCAAACGCCCGCCACUCCAGAGUUCUGGAUAAAAGACCUGGACUCCCUGCGCAGGCGCAUGCUGCAGGAGAUCCCACAGCUUCAGGCUUUGGGCAAGAAGGAGGAUUUGGCCGCUGCUGUCCAACCCCCCCAGGGCAUUACCGAGAUCCAAGAGCAGCUGGCAGCCCCAGCAGGAGCUUUGCAAAUGGCCCCGGGAGACUUGCGCCUCCCGCCUCUGCCUUCUCCCUUCAGGGAGGUGGAGCAGGCGAAAGGCCUGGGGGCCACCAAGGUCAGCGUCAUUCAAGCGGACAAAGGGAUGCAGGUGCAGGGAAAGCUUUGUCCAGAUGAAGGGCCCAACGACUGUGGAGCGGAGGCAGAAGUGGAAGGAGCAGUGCCCAGGGAAAAGCGCAAGAAGGACCACCCUGGGCCCCACCAAGAGAACAGCAAGAAGCUCCGGAGCUUCGUCAGUACCCACGGGCUGCAGCCAAACAAGAAGAAGGACAAGCUGAGUGGACAGUCCAAGAUCCAAGAUCGUCAGUCCACUACAGCGAUCCCAGAGCGUUUGGAAGCCCCAGCAGGAGCCUCGGCAAUAGCCCCGGUUGCCUUGAGCCUCCCCCCUCUCCUGUCUCUCUCCUGGAAGGUGGAAAAACCCAAAGACCUGGGGGGCCCCAAGGGGAACACGGACCAAAUGGAAAGAGGGUCGCAGGUGCGGCGCAAGUGCAGUCCAGAGAAGAAGCCCCCGGGGCAGCCAGGGCAGAAAACAGCCCUCCCGGACAGGACCAGCCAAACGCCGGCCAGCCCAGAGUUCUGGAUAAAAGACUUGGACACCCUGCGCAGGCUCAUGCUGGAAGCUAUACCAGAGCUUCACGCAUUGGGGAAGAAGAAGGGGGACGUGGCCCCUGAGUUCCUAUCGCGCCAGGGCAUUACCGAGAUCCAAGAGCAUCUGGCAGCCCCAGCAGGAGGCUUGCAACCGGCCCCGGAAGCCUUGCGCCUCCUCCCUCUGCCUUCUCCCUUCAGGGAGGUGCCCAGCAUCCUGGGCAGGCGCAUCCCGGAAUCAGUGCAGGAGUUGCACGCUCUGGGGGUGUUGAGCAGACCAAGGAAAUCGGGUACCCAGAGGCCAGAGGCGUGCAAGCAGACCGAGGGCUGCGGGGGCCGCCAAAGCUCUGACCGGGCCGAGGGCUGUCUGAGAGUGGCGCUGAGCCACAAGAGGAAGAGGCCCCGCUGA